CUUCAGCCAUUGAAAUAAAGCUGGGAGAUCGGAAGAGUGGGCAGAUUAGAACAGAAGGAUUGGGAAUGUGAAAGAAAGACAGACGCAAGGUGUUCGCAGAGCAAUUGGCGAUUUUUUUUUGGAAGUUUAUAAAGGGGAGAAUAGACCAAAGAAGAUUUUUUUCUCACUCCGAAAAGAACCCCCCCCAAAAUGCUUUGCCAUGUUACGAGGCCGGACUCGGUGGUAAUGGAGGUGGAGGUGGACGCGAAAGCAAAUGGAGAGGAAUGCUUAAAUAAGGUUUGUCGGAAGUUGGGAAUCAUAGAAGUGGAUUACUUUGGACUCCAGUUCACUGGCAACAAAGGAGAAAGUUUAUGGCUGAACCUUAGAAACAGGAUCUCCCAGCAGAUGGACAACUUGACUCCUUGCAGGCUGAAGCUUCGGGUCAAAUUUUUUGUUGAGCCCCAUCUUAUUUUACAAGAGCAGACCAGGCAUUUGUACUUCAUGCACAUAAAGGAUGACCUCCAUGAUGGUCGUUUGCGCAGCUCCCCUGAGCAGGCAGAAGAGCUCAGUGCACUUGUGGCUCAAACAGAAUUUGGAGACUACAAUCAGAACACUGCAAAAUACAUUUAUAAAGAACUCUGUGGCGAGGAACCCAGUCCAGCCAUACUUAGCAGCAUUAUUGCAAAGCACAAAGCACUAACGGGCAUGAAUACCGCAUCGGCAGAGUACCAGGUCCUACAGAACAUCUCCACGCUGGAAAAUUAUGGUGUGGAGUGGCACUACGCAAGAAAUGGAGAAGGACAGAAACUGGUCAUUGGCGUUGGCCCAGAAGGGAUAUCUGUCUGCAAAGAAGACUUCACUCCUCUUAAUAGAAUUCCUUACCCAGUAAUUCAAAUAGCCACCCAGUCUAGUAAAAACGUCUACUUGACUGUUAAAAAGGAAACGAACAGCAGUAUUGUGCUGCUCUUCAAGCUGGUCAGCACACGGGCAGCCAGUGGAUUCUACAGAGCAAUAACUGAAACUCACGCCUUCUACAGGUGUGACACUGUAACAAAUGCAGUCAUGAUGCAGUAUAGCCGGGACUUCAAAGGACACUUGGCAUCAUUGUUUCUCAAUGAGAACAUAAACCUGGGUAAAAAAUAUGUGUUUGACAUCAAACGCACCUCCAAGGAAGUUUAUGAUCACGCUCGUAGAGCCUUGUACAAUGCCGGCAUUGUGGACUUGAUGUCUCGCAGCUCUCCAGACUCCCCGCUCAAGUCAUCAGAGAGCCAUUUAAACUGUACCAGCUGCCCUGGUCUGAGCUGUCAACAGAGUAAAGCACUACAAGAAAGGCUACAGAAGCUGAAGGAGGCCAUGAUCUGUGUGAUAUGCUGCGAAGAGGACAUUAACUCGGCUUUCUGUCCGUGUGGACAUAUGGUCUGCUGUCAGCCCUGCGCUUCUCGGUUACAGUCAUGUCCAGUCUGCCGCUCGGAAGUGGAUCACGUUCAGCAUGUCUACUUACCAGCUUGCCACAGUCUCCUGAACCUCACUGUAAUGUGAGCCACUGUGUUGCUCAGUACUGAAUGACAACUUCAUGUAAAGGGAGGUGACAGCAGUGCAAAAAAAAAAAAAAGUAUUAUGUUAGACAUAAGCAAUCAUUCCUGUGUUUUCUUCAGGCAAAAAUUAUCACUCCAUUCCCCUGAGUAGAGGGGAGGUGGUAGGUUUAUUAAGGACUUUUGAAAGCCAAUGAAAAUGUUUGUUUUUAUUUGAGAAUUUUGAAUCAGUUGAGCUGAUUAGUGUUCAAAUUUAUAUGUUGGGUUUUGGUUUUGUUUUCUUUCUUUCCAAGCUAAAGUUGUUUUGAAGUUUAUUUUAUUCAUGUUUUAUCAGGCUUGGUAGAUAUUUUUUUUUAUUCCUUUUACAUGUUAAGUUAAAUAUAUUUUAUACUUUUUUUCUUUUUAAAUUGCUUUAUCUUGAUGCCAAAGCCAGGUGAUACUGACAAACCUGGUACAACACCAUUAAAAUCUGAGUUUUUUUUUUUUUUUUUUGCAGGUCUGUAUACAUAUUAUACUAAAUCUUGAGUGGAUUAGAAAUUUCCACUAUUGCAUUUUUCUUAUACUUGGCAA
Molecule: messenger RNA, 2081 nt
Organism: Polypterus senegalus (gray bichir)
Lineage: Eukaryota; Metazoa; Chordata; Cladistia; Polypteriformes; Polypteridae
Gene: mylipb
Product: myosin regulatory light chain interacting protein b
Exons: 7
Coding region: 190-1518 (442 amino acids)
Biological process (GO): ubiquitin-dependent protein catabolic process
Cellular component (GO): cytoskeleton
Molecular function (GO): ubiquitin-protein transferase activity
Source: RefSeq, a predicted model, not a curated record